AGUUAAUUAGCUUAAUAAGUUAAGACAAAACCGUUUAUCCGAUUGAUUAAUUACCAUUGAUUGGAUUGUUUUUCUUUAGAAAAGAAAAAAAAAAUUCUAAAUCAGAUCAAUUUCCGAGUAUAAAUAGAGUUGGUUGAACAAUUUGAUUUCCAUUGAACAUUUUGCUCUUCAUUGAGACUCAUUCAUUUUUCCCAUUUGUUUACAUUUUCUGUCUGUUGUUUAUCAUUUUCACUCUUCAUUUAAAUUGUCAUUUUAAAUUAAUUUCUUCCCAAAUUAUCAACUAAUCAUCUUUAUUAAUUAACUGUUUAAGUGUAUAACUUAAUCUAAAUCAAUAAUUGUCCGUUUUUCUUCAUCAAUUGUUGAUUUUUUUUUUGGUUUUUUCUUCUUAUCAUCUUGAAUGGAUUAAGGAUGUCUAAGGCUACCAAACGUAAAUAUGUAACCAAGGAGGUUCUUGAGACUUACUUUGUUCCUGAGGAACCAGCUUAUAUUGUUAAGGUGAUCGCUAGUCGAGGGAAUAACUUACACGAGGUAGAAUCACCUGAUGGAGAGAAGUAUCUUGUUAGUAUGCCAACAAAAUUCCGUAAAAAUGUUUGGAUUAAAAGAGGUAACUUUAUUGUCGUUGAGCCCAUAAAAGAAGGUGACAAAGUGAAAGCUGAAAUUGUCCAAAUCUUGUUGAAAGAUCAAAUCAAAUACAUUAAAGAAGAAGGCAAAUGGCCUACACGUUUUGAAGACGAAAAAGACAAAGAAUCAUCUGAUAAUGAUAAUGGCUUAUUCUCAAAUCCUAAUCGACAAUAUGACGAAAGUGACUCCGAUUCUGAUUCUGAUUCUGAUUCCGAUUCCGAUUCAGAUGCUGAAUCAUCAUCAACAUCACCUGAAGAUGAAGACGAAGAGGAAUCAUCAAGUAGAUCAUCUGAAAGUUAAUCACUUUUGUCAAUAUUGUUUUAUAAUAUUUGAUAUUAAUACAAAUCUUAAGACAACCACAAUUAUAUUAACUAUUACCCUCUCAUUUGAACCUAAUAUUUUACUCGACUACCAACCCAAUAUAACAUCAAUUAACCAUCAACAUUUAGUUUCAUACCUAAAACAAUUAACUUAUCACAAUAAAUUAACAACAAUUAAAAACAA
Panonychus citri (citrus red mite) is the source of this 1125-nucleotide messenger RNA. Its product is annotated as probable RNA-binding protein EIF1AD. Gene Ontology annotation, cellular component: nucleus. Gene Ontology annotation, molecular function: RNA binding; translation initiation factor activity. NCBI's taxonomy places the organism in Eukaryota, Metazoa, Arthropoda, Arachnida, Trombidiformes, Tetranychidae. Gene Ontology annotation, biological process: translational initiation. The record is from RefSeq and is a predicted model, not a curated record. The transcript has 4 exons. The coding region runs from base 409 to 921 and encodes 170 amino acids.